Molecule: messenger RNA, 3272 nt
Organism: Protobothrops mucrosquamatus (brown spotted pit viper)
Lineage: Eukaryota; Metazoa; Chordata; Lepidosauria; Squamata; Viperidae
Gene: ENTPD6
Product: ectonucleoside triphosphate diphosphohydrolase 6
Exons: 15
Coding region: 269-1579 (436 amino acids)
Biological process (GO): nucleoside diphosphate catabolic process
Cellular component (GO): membrane; Golgi apparatus
Molecular function (GO): UDP phosphatase activity; GDP phosphatase activity
Source: RefSeq, a predicted model, not a curated record
GCGUGCGCAGGUUCCUCAGGCAGGGUAGCACCGCUUGAUAACUGUUCUCCUGAGACGAGGAAAAGAAGCGCUCGGGUUUGGCGAAGUUGAGAAGAAAGCGGUUUGGCCAAUCGCGAGCUCGCCCGGUUCCAGCAUGCGGUUCCUCGGCUGCCUAACGCGCUACGAGCGGAGGUGGCCAGAUGCAAAAGGCUACAGUUCUAUUGAAGUGAAGAACAUGGAUUACAGGAAAUUAUAGGCAACUCCUCAAAAAAGUGAAAGAAAAAGUCUAAUGGAGACCAUGAAGAUUCCAAAACUAUUCUGGGUGUUUGCAAUUUUCACAUGUGCUGCUAUAUAUGCUAUGUAUACCAAGUGGAAUUUUUACUACAGAAGAAAAGGUGUUGACAAAGGUUUGGAAAAGCAGCUUGGUGCUGAGAUCUCAAGAAAACAUGAGGCAGUUCUUUAUGGAAUUAUGUUUGAUGCUGGAAGCACUGGCACCCGUAUACAUGUAUUCCAAUUUGCACAGAAACCAAAAGCAGAACUUCCUAGAUUAAUUGAUACCACAUUCAAAGCAUUAAAACCAGGACUCUCUGCAUAUGCUGACAAUGUGGAUAAGAGUGCUGAAGGAAUAAAUGAGUUAUUGGCAGUUGCUAAAGAAACUGUCCCUAUGCAUUUGUGGAAGUCAACUCCCUUAGUUCUUAAAGCAACCGCUGGCUUAAGAUUGCUGCCAGAAGAAAAGGCACGGAAAUUAUUGGAUAAGGUAAAGGACAUUUUUCAAGAGUCUCCAUUCUUUAUAGGAAAUGAUUGUGUCUCCAUAAUGGAUGGAUCAGAUGAAGGUAUUUCGGCAUGGAUCACAGUCAACUUUUUAACAGAUAGCUUGAAUAAUCCAAUGAAGAAAUGUGUAGGAAUGCUAGAUUUAGGUGGUGGAUCUACUCAAAUCACAUUUCGCCUGAGCACUGAAACAUCUAUAGAGAACUCAACUGCUGAACACAUCAUUUCAUUUAAUUUGUUUAAUACUACAUAUAAACUGAAUUCACACAGUUACUUGGGAUUUGGAUUAAUGUCGGCACGACUGGCAAUUUUAGGAGGAGUUGAAGGCCAAGCCUUGAAAGAAGGUGAAGAACUAACAAGUCCCUGCUUAUCACUUAAUUAUCAAGGUGAAUGGGAACAUGCAAAGAUAAUGUACAAAAUUAAAGGGCAGAAAACAGGAAGGCCACUUUUUGAAUCAUGUCAUAAUGAAAUAUCAAAAGUGCUGAACAAGAAAAUUCACGAAAUAGCCAGAAUAAAGGAUUUGGAUUUCUAUGCUUUUUCCUACUAUUAUGAAUUGGCAGUAGAUGCUGGUCUAAUAGAUAAGAAAAAAGGGGGGAUCCUACCAGUCAGGAAGUUUGAAAGUGCAGCAAAGAAAGUGUGUAAAACAAUGGAGAUUCAACAAGAAAAGCGUCCUUUCUUAUGCAUGGAUCUUACCUACAUCAGUUUGUUGCUGAAACAACUGGGCUUUCCAAAGAAUCACAUUCUUAAGCUGGCCCAGAAGAUUAACAACAUUGAAACCAGCUGGGCUUUGGGUGCAAUUCUUCACUACAUGGAUUCACUUCACAUGCUAUAAUAUUAGGGAUUUACUGUCUGGGGAAAAUGAAUCUAGGAAAUUGGACCCGAUUGGUUCCUUUGAAAAAGGGCUACAAGCAAAAUAUAUGUAUUUUAAAUGUUGACAUCUUUCAGUAAGGGAGGCUAGUGGUUGAGUUUGAUAGUUUAAGGUGCCCAGUAUUGUCCUGGGAUCACAAACACUUAUUCUGAAAAAAAUAAUCCAUAACAGCUAAAAGCAGAAGCAUAUCAGAAAUCAAACCAAAUUAUUAUAACAAAUAUCCUUUGAUUUAUAAUGAACAUUUGCUGAUGAGCUUUGAUUUAUUUGAUGUACUUUAUGAGAAAAGCACUUAACCUUUAGGCAGGUGUUUUGCCAUCUUGAUGCAAGCAUAUAAAACAUCAGAAGCAAGCAACUUUUUAACUGUACCUUUGAAUGUUAGGCUGUAGGCAUUCAGAUUUUAAAAUAUGUAACAAUUUGGGGUAUUUGUUUAAAAACUUUGUUAUGCUUUGUUAAAUUCUUACUGAUACGUAUUUAGAUUGACUUUUGAAAAUCAGCUUUUAAUCCUUCAGAGCCUUGGGGUACUGGUUUAUUUUGGAAGAGAUAAACUGGGCAAGAUGCCUAUUCCCACACAGAAUUCAGUUGAUGUUUUUCCCUUGAUUUUUGACUGCCUUAAGCUUUAUUUCUUUCUGGUGUUUAUUCCAUUCUAUAAUGGUCUUUUUCACUUUUAAAUAGCACAAUGUUUUUUGUUCCUGCUGCCAAGCAAAAGAUAAGAGUGAUAUUAUCUUGCUACAUGCUGUCCUUGUUUAGCAACCACAAUUGAUUCCAGUGAAAUAGUUACUAAGUGAUACAAACAUUAAACAAACUACAUGACUGAGAGACGCCACAAAGAUCAUUGGUUGCUGCCAUUUUGAUAAAGUUCUCUCCUGUAGCAACAUAAGCAUUAGUCUCAUUCUGGUGGAUAUUAUGGUCAAGUGCAGAAAUUUGGGCAAAAGUACAUGCAUUGAUUGGAAAAUGUUUUUACUAUUUAUUACUGUUGUAUUUGUGAACAGUCACUAUCUGAAACAGUUGCUAAGCAAGGACUAUCUGUAUUCAAACUUGAUGAAUCUUUUAAUACGGGUCAUUGCAAUAGCUGAAUGAGUUUUUUGGCAUAGGCUAAAAGCAAGGCAGUAUUGGACCAUGCCAUACAUGUUUUUUGAAAUAUAUUAAUUAGCUAUAAAAUACUUGAAGAAAUUUUUGAUUGUACAAAUUUGUAUGAAAGCCAGAAAGCUUCCUACUCCCAACAUUUAUGCCUAUAUCUGAGAGAUAAUCUGGAAAUUCAGAAAAAAAUGCUUGAAUGUUCCAAUAAUGAUUAUGUGCAUUUGUUUAAUUUUGGUUUAAAUAUUAGAUCAUGUUUAAAAUAAUAUGAAUGUUCCAAAUUUUGUAUAUAUCAAUUCAGUAAAGUGUUUGUAUAUUUAAGGUUCCUUUAGCUAUUGAGAAAACUUCAAAUAAAAUUUUAAAGUAUAACUUCACAGUCUUUUCUUUUAAACAAGUAAAUAUAUUGUUGCACUAAACAAAGAUUGGUGAACUAUAUGAAGAUUAAGAGUAGAAUUCCAACAAUACUAAGGCUGUUUCCAUCCAAGGACUCUGUUCAGAAGCAUGUUUUCUAGCUGGGUUUGAAAGGUGAGCUAGUUUAUCAUUGGAUAGGUUGAAAUGUACUUGAAACUGCAGUAAAAAUGUU